AUGGGCAAGACCGCCGUCGCUGCAGGCCCCUAUACUCUACCGCAAAAUGCGAAUAAAACGACCUUAAUGAUCUCUCCCCUCAUUGGACUGCAAAACGAGAUGGUGAACACCUUCCGGGACGAGUACAAAAUGGACGCCAUAGCGGUCAACAGCGCGCACGAGACGUCCUGGCAGACUCUGCAGGAAAUCAUCAACGGCAAAUAUCGUAUCGUGUUGCUGUCUCCCGAGAUGCUGCUCUCGCGCCCAUUUAUUGACCGUGUCCUGCGCCAUCGCAAGUUCGCUGCAAAUAUCCUUUCGAUCGUCGUAGACGAAGCUCAUUGCAUCUCUCACUGGGGGGCCGAUUUCCGCAAGAAAUACGGCCAGAUAGGAACUGCGCGAGCGUUCCUCCCACGGAGUACCCCCGUCAUUGCCCUGUCCGCUUCAUUGACACGGCGAGUCAAGCGCGAUGUCAUUGAAGUACUGCAGAUGCAGGGCCGCACUCACCCCAAGUUCUUCCUCAACGCCGGAAACGACAGGGGCAACGUCUCCAUUGUCGUGCGCCCUAUACACAACCCCAUGAAUACCUACAGCGACCUCGAUUUCGUCAUCCCACCCUCGACGACCCGCCCCGAAAACAUCCCGAAGACGUGGAUCUAUGUCGACGACAUCAACGCAGGCGGGGAGAUUAUUGACCAUCUGUGUACCCUCCUCCCGGAGCACCUUCGCGGCGUCAUCCGACCUUAUAAUGCUAUACUCUCUCCCGACUACCGAGACGAGGCGAUGCAGCUGUUUAAGCAGGGCAACGUACGAGUGCUUGUCUGCACCGAUGCUGCAGGCAUGGGAUGCAAUAUACCCGAUAUCGAAGUCGUGGUCCAGUGGAAGCUGCCCGGAAAGCUCUCUAACUUCGUACAACGUGCGGGGCGAGCAGCUCGAGAUCCUGAUAUACGCGGACUGGCUGUACUUCUCGUAGAGCCUUCCGCAUAUAAUGUAGAUCUUCUCGCCGGCUUAGACGCGGAAGUGGCAACGACGGAGAAGACAGAGAAGGGCGGGAAGGGCGGGAAGCGUCGACGUCGAAAGAAGCCGCGCAGGAAGGUUGUCAAGGGCAAGGAGUACGCGAAUCUGCGUGGACGCCAGCGGGGUGCGCGCUCGGGGAAGAAGGAUGACUUCCCACCCGGCGAUGUCGAGCAAUGCAUCCCGAGGCACGACGACGACGCCGAGGGACUGUACCAUGUUGUGCAGAGCAGGACUUGUCGCCGAGAGGUUAUCGUAGGGAUGUUUGACAGCGUCAAGACAGUCUCUCCCGGCGUCGAGUGCUGCGAUAUAUGCGCGCCAUCUCUCCUCGAUCGUACUCGGCCUGGCAAGAAUUCGCGCGCGGCUGCGGCGCCUAGACUUACGAUGGCGAAGACGCGGGAUGCAAGCCUGUACGCAGUGAUGGACGAUUGGCGAGAGGAAGUCUUCGAUCGCGACUUCAGCUGGUCCGGAAUGACGCCCGAGAUGGUUCUCCCUACCACUCUGAUAGACAAGAUCGCGCGCAUCCAGCAGCCCCUCAAGAGGACAGUCAUCGAGAGGCUCCUCAAGCUCGACUGGCUUUAUUACGAUCAGUACGGCCAAGAGAUGCUCGAUCGCUUCCCUCGAUCUACCUUCCCUCUUGCGUUCGACACUCCACCCAGCCCUCCCGCGACGAUCUCCGCCGAUGUCCCUCGCCCCUCCUCAUCUUUCAAUCCACUCAACUCUCGAUCAGCUACCGAUGCGGGCUUGGUAGACGAGCAGCGCCGCGGGACAGCACAUCGACGCUCGAGAGCGCGGAGCUACAGCGACUUCGACCUCUACCAGCCUUCAUCCACAGCCUCCGACACCGCAGUGGCCCCUGACAGCUACGAAUCCCCCUCUGCAGUCAUACGCUCGGCCUCGGCAUCCUGA
Messenger RNA from Schizophyllum commune H4-8, 1899 nucleotides. Its product is annotated as P-loop containing nucleoside triphosphate hydrolase protein. The record is from RefSeq and is a predicted model, not a curated record. Gene Ontology annotation, cellular component: nucleus; chromosome; cytoplasm. The transcript has 7 exons. Gene Ontology annotation, biological process: double-strand break repair via homologous recombination. The coding region runs from base 1 to 1899 and encodes 632 amino acids. Gene Ontology annotation, molecular function: nucleic acid binding; ATP binding; four-way junction helicase activity. NCBI's taxonomy places the organism in Eukaryota, Fungi, Basidiomycota, Agaricomycetes, Agaricales, Schizophyllaceae.